This is a messenger RNA of Echinostoma caproni, 567 nucleotides long. The record is from the annotation of a GenBank genome assembly. Lineage: Eukaryota; Metazoa; Platyhelminthes; Trematoda; Plagiorchiida; Echinostomatidae.
AUGACUGCAAUCAUUCGUAAGAAAUUGGUUGUUGUUGGCGAUGGUGCCUGUGGAAAAACCAGCCUAUUGAUUGUAUUCAGUAAAGAUCAGUUUUCGGAGGCAUAUGUACCAACAGUCUUCGACAGUUUCGUCUCGGACAUAGAAGUGGACGGCAAAGAAAUAGAACUAACCUUGUGGGAUACAGCUGGUCAAGAGGAUUACGAUCGUCUGCGGACUCUUUCUUAUCCUGAUACCAACGUCAUCCUCAUGUGUUUUAGUAUCGAUUCUCCUGACAGCCUGGCUAAUAUUCGCGAAAAAUGGAUUGGAGAGAUUAGUCAUUUCUGUCCCGGAGUUCCUAUUGUUCUGGUCGGUCUAAAGAAGGAUUUACGCACCGAUCCGGGCACAAAGAGCCAACUGAUGCGAAUGCGCCAAGAACCUGUCAGAUCGGAAGAAGGAGCUGCGAUGGCCGCAGAAAUCAAAGCAUACGCGUAUCUGGAAUGUUCCGGUAAGCUCUCUCUAUAUAUCUGCAUAUAUAUCAAUUCAAUUUUUGCAACCAAUAACCAUGCACUUAUAGAGGAAUUAGUUUAA